Monoraphidium neglectum is the source of this 1284-nucleotide messenger RNA. RefSeq lists its product as hypothetical. The transcript is spliced from 2 exons. NCBI's taxonomy places the organism in Eukaryota, Viridiplantae, Chlorophyta, Chlorophyceae, Sphaeropleales, Selenastraceae. The coding region runs from base 1 to 1284 and encodes 427 amino acids. The record is from RefSeq and is a predicted model, not a curated record.
AUGGCGUCACAUGGGGUAUCCGGCGGCAUCUCGGGCUCCUAUCAGACGGCCUCCGCGAUCUGGCGCGCCGACGGCCUGCGCGGCUUCUACCGCGGCUUUGGCACCGUCAUAUUCGGCACCAUCCCCGGCCGCACCGUGUACCUGACGAUGCUCGAACUGACAAAGGCAGCAAUGCAGGGGAACGAGUCCCUCGCGGCAUCCAUGGCGCCCUCUGCGCUGGCCGGCGCGUCCAACUUCGUGGCGGGCGGCGUCGCGUCGCUCGCGACGCAGGUGGUGGCCGUGCCGGUGGACGUGAUCAGCCAGCGGCUGAUGGUGCACGGCGCGGACCUCGGCGGCGGCGGCGGCGGCGGCGGCGGCGGCGGCGGCGGCGGCGGCAGCGGGGGUGGCGGCGGCGGCGUGGCCGGGGCUGCCACGGCCAGCAGAGGCGCGGGGGCGGACGGGCAGGCGGGGCAGCAGCGGCGGGCGUUUGGGAGCCGGGCAGGGUCGCCAGCGUUGGCGGCGGCGCGGGCGCGACUGCGGGUGUUGGAUCCCCUCGCGGACGGCAUGCAGCAGCAGCAGCAGCAGCAGCAGCAGCAGCAGCAGCAGCAGUGGCGGCGCCCGCACCUGCGGCGCGUGUACAGCAACGGCGCCGGAAGCGCGGCGGCCGCCUCUGCGGACGCCGGCCACCCGCGUAUGAAUGGCCUCUCCAUGGCGCGCCUGAUAGUGCGGCAGGAAGGCCUCGGCGGGCUCUGGCGGGGGCUCAUCCCCAGCGCGGCGCUGUACGUGCCAAACAGUGCCAUAUGGUGGGGCUGCUACGGCGGCUGGCAGUCGCUCAUUUGGCUGUGGUUGCACCCGGAGCUCGCUGCGCACGACCGCAGCAGCACCAGCAGCAGCACCAGCAGCAGCAGCAGCAGCAGUGGUGCAGGCGGCGGCACUGGGCCGUCCCCAGACUCUGGCGAAACCACCGGCGAGAUCAUCGCGGUCCAGACCGCCGCCGCCGCGCUGGCAGGCGCCUGCUCUGCGGUGCUCACGACGCCGCUGGACGUCUUGAAAACCCGCCUCCAGGUCAGCGGCGGCACGAUGGGCGGCGCCCCUGGCGGCGUGGCGGCGGGGGACGCGGCUGCGGCAGGGCGGGGUGGCGGCAAUGCCAGCUGGACGGGAAUCCUCCGGGAGCUUCUGCGGGAAGAGGGUGCGCGGGGCCUGUGGCGCGGCCUCGCGCCCCGCAUGGCGAGCUCCAGCAUAUUCGGCAUCUGCAUGACCGGCACAUACAUGCAGCUGAAGCGGUGGUGCGCGGUGCCGGAGUAA